Pyricularia oryzae 70-15 is the source of this 1026-nucleotide messenger RNA. Its product is annotated as ribose 5-phosphate isomerase. Gene Ontology annotation, cellular component: intracellular anatomical structure. Gene Ontology annotation, molecular function: isomerase activity. Bases 352 to 822 code for a protein of 156 amino acids. NCBI's taxonomy places the organism in Eukaryota, Fungi, Ascomycota, Sordariomycetes, Magnaporthales, Pyriculariaceae. The transcript is spliced from 2 exons. The record is from RefSeq and is a predicted model, not a curated record. Gene Ontology annotation, biological process: carbohydrate metabolic process.
GGUUUUUGGGGCUCGGCUCGGGUCGGGUCUGACCAGUAGACCUGCUCGCUUUCCUAUGCGAUGCGACCACACUUCAUCUGUCUGUGUCGCCAGAAAUCGGCAAGCAAUGUAUUCUGCCGGCGCCAAGGGACUUUGGGGGCAAAACACCCCGCACUCCGUCAUUACUUUUUUCGUCGCCGUCUCUUUUUUGUUUUUUCCCUCAAAGCAUCGUGGCCUCCAUGCAGCAUCCGAAAAUCAGAUGAAAGGAUAAUCUAUUCUGGAAAAAAAAGCAAAAAAAAAAAGCUUGUCAGAGGCCGCGCGACAACGCACUAGGGACAAAAAAAGAAACAGCCCACAACCUACACACGCGCAAUGCCAGGCCUCCGCAUCGUCCUCGGCGGCGACGACGCCGGCUUCGCCUACAAGUCGACCCUCGCCGCCGACCUGGACGCCGACCCGCGCGUGGCCUCCGUCGACGAUGUAGGCCCCCUCGCCGACUCGGACAAGACGGCCUACUCGACUUUUGCCAUCCGGGCCGCGGAAAAGGUGGCGUCGGGCGAGGCGGACCGCGCGCUCCUCAUCUGCGGGACCGGACUGGGCGUCGCAAUCGCCGCGAACAAGGUCCCCGGGGUCCGGGCCGUGACGGCGCACGACAGCUUCAGCGUCGAGAGGAGCGUGCUGAGCAACGAUGCGCAGGUGCUGUGCAUCGGGCAGAGGGUUAUCGGCAUCGAGUUGGCCAGGAGGUUGGUCAAGGAGUGGUUGGGGUACACGUUUGAUCCGAACUCUGCAUCAGCGGCCAAGGUCAAAAUCAUCAACGAUUACAACGCCGACAAGUCAAAGUAAAGUUGGAUAAUUGAUUAGCGCUCUGUGGCUGCUGCUAGCUUGGAUACCUAAUGUACUUACCUCCCUUAGUUGCCGUACUAAAUACCUAAUUUCAACUGCACAUGACCAUCUCGUUGGGGGCAGGCAUGAUUAGGCAUCGCACCGCUUGUGGACAUUCAAUUCAUAACACUCUAUUCUAUUCUCUAUAAACAGCACCCUACCAAG